This is a messenger RNA of Ricinus communis (castor bean), 3122 nucleotides long. Its product is annotated as ADP-ribosylation factor GTPase-activating protein AGD4. Gene Ontology annotation, cellular component: cytoplasm. The record is from RefSeq and is a predicted model, not a curated record. The transcript is spliced from 20 exons. Lineage: Eukaryota; Viridiplantae; Streptophyta; Magnoliopsida; Malpighiales; Euphorbiaceae. Bases 562 to 2856 code for a protein of 764 amino acids. Gene Ontology annotation, molecular function: protein binding; GTPase activator activity.
CGAUCUAUACUCUUACAAGCCUGUAAACUGUUCUAGACUUCCAGCUGCUUUUCUUUCUUUUCUUUUCCGUUAAUAGUUAUUCGAGACUUUCGAGUUAGCACCAAACUCAAACUAACUGUAGAUUUCAAAUCAAGGUGUAGAACUGAAAUUCCAUCUGAGAUACUUCCCCCAUCAGACAAACGAAUUUUUGCUUUAAAAGAAAAUGGCUGCCUUAAUCAAUCUAGAGGAUUCGCCAAUGUUUCAAAAAGAGAUCUGGCAGGUCAAUGAGGUUCUCCACUGCCGAACCGUAAAAAAAAUAUUGUGUCAAUACUCCAUCAAGGAGUUGAAUAAAUUGCUGGAUUCUUCAGAAAUCUUUCAUUUAUAAAACCAUUUCUUGGAACCUGGUCAGGACGUGGAGCGAUGAAAGAAUUCUGGAUAGACUGAAACUAAGGUUAUGUAUUAGGAUUUUGGCUUCAGAAAGAUUUUUAGUUUGGACUACUUUUAGAGUACUUUUUUGGAGAGGAUGUUACAACUUCUAAGAACAAAUUCCAGAUAUGUUCGCUAGAGCAGAUAUCCGAGGAGAUGAAUGAUCGCUGCCAAAGACUGUACAAAGGGUGCAAGAGUUUUAUGGCAGCUCUUGGAGACGCAUGUAAUGCAGACACCACUUUUGCCGAAUCUUUGGAAGCAUUUGGUGGUGGACAUGAUGACCCAGUUAGCGUAUCAAUAGGAGGUCCUGUCAUAUCCAAGUUUAUAAAUGCAUUUCGUGAACUUGCUACCUAUAAAGAGCUUCUUCGUUCUCAGGUAGAGCAUGUGCUAAUUGAUCGAUUGGUGCACUUUAUGGAUGUUGAUCUACAAAAUGCUAAGGAAUCUCGCAAACGCUAUGACAAAGCUAUCCAUGCUUAUGAUCAGUCACGUGAAAAGUUUGUAUCUUUGAAGAAAAAUACUCGUGGAAACAUUAUUGAAGAAUUAGAAGAGGAUAUGCAGAACUCAAAGUCAGCAUUUGAGCGAAGCCGCUUUAAUCUAGUUAGCGCGCUAGUGAAUAUUGAAGCAAAAAAGAAAUACGAGUUCUUGGAAUCUAUAAGUGCAAUUAUGGAUGCUCAUCUCAGAUAUUUUAAGCUGGGGUAUGAACUAUUAAGCCAAAUGGAGCCAUUUAUUCACCAGGUAUUAACAUAUGCUCAGCAAUCAAAAGAACUAGCGAAUAGUGAACAAGAUAAACUUGCAAAAAGGAUUCAGGAGUUCAGGACCCAAGCUGAGUUCAACAGUAUUCAUGCUUCUAGUAAUAUAGAACCUUCAACAAGUGCGGAUGGCAUUCAUGUUGUUGGCAUGAGCUCUUUUAAAAACAUAGAAGCAAUUAUGCAUUCCACUGCAAAAGGGGAAGUCCUGAUCAUCAAACAAGGAUAUCUACUAAAGCGGUCUUCUCGUUUGAGGGGAGAUUGGAAGAGGAGGUUCUUUGUACUAGACAGUCAAGGGACUUUGUACUAUUACAGAAAUAAGGCUACCAGGCCUGUGGGCUUCCAACAUCGCUCAACUGCCUCAAUUGAACACAAUAGUAGUGUGUUUGCUAGAUUUCGUUCGAGGCAUAACCGGGCAUCAUCACUUGGUGAAGGAAGUCUAGCAUGCCGAAUUAUUGAUCUUCGCACUUCAACAAUAAAGAUGGAAGCAGAGGACACAGAUUUGCGACUGUGUUUCAGAGUUAUUUCCCCAUUGAAAACAUACACAUUGCAGGCUGAAAAUGAAACAGAUAGAAUGGACUGGGUAAACAAAAUUACAGGAGUAAUUGCAUCUCUUUUGAAGGCUCAUUUCAUGCAACAGCCAUAUCCAGGAAUGAAACAUCCGGAAUGCAAUGAUUAUACAAGUGGUACUACAUGUGUGGUUCAACAACUAGAUGGUCAUCAACGUUUAGGGGAUGACUUGAAAGUUAAUAGGGCUGAUUGUGUUUCUUCGGUGCUCAGAAAAAUUCCUGGUAAUGAUCUUUGUGCUGAAUGCAGUGCUCCUGAACCUGAUUGGGCAUCUCUUAAUCUUGGAAUAUUGGUUUGCAUUGAGUGCUCUGGUGUUCAUCGGAAUCUAGGCGUUCAUAUCUCAAAGGUGAGAUCUCUAACAUUAGAUGUCAAGGUUUGGGAACCUACAGUUCUAGACUUAUUCCACGCCCUUGGUAAUGCUUAUUGUAAUUCUAUAUGGGAAGGGUUGCUUAUGCUAAGGAACGAAAGAGUGGAUGAACCAAGUGCUUUUGCAUCAUCAAUUGAAAAACCAUGUCCGAAGGAUGUUAUAUUCUGUAAAGAGAAAUAUAUUCAAGCUAAGUAUGUGGAAAAAUUGCUAGUCAUCGGAGAAGCAAGUGUAUCUGGCAGCUUUUCUCAUGCCUCGGGUAUCUGGCAAGCUGUCAAGACAAACAAUUUGCGAGAAGUAUAUCGCUAUAUUGUGAUUUCAGACAUAAACAUUGUUAAUACCACCUUUGAUGAAGUUGUUGGCAUUGAAUCACUUCACCAUGUCAGUGAUACCCAAGAUUCCCAGUUCAACUCUCAUACAUCAGAAAGGAAACAACAUGAUCCAGCAACCUGUCCGAGAAUCAAGGAUUCCAAAGAUCCAGAGAAUUGUCUUCAAGGUUGUUCACUGUUGCAUCUAGCAUGUCACUAUGGCAACCCAGUAAUGCUUGAACUGUUGCUUCAGUUUGGUGCCGAUGUGAAUUUGCGUGACUUCCAUCAUAGAACUCCUUUGCACCAUUGCAUUUCCAAAGGGAAUUAUCCAUUGGCAAAGUUUCUGCUUCGCAGAGGUGCAUCCCCUUCGGUGAGAGAUGGCGGGGGUCUAAGUGUACUAGAAAGGGCAAUGGAGAUGGGAGCAAUAACUGAUGAGGAAUUAUUUGUCAUGCUAGCUGAAUGCUAAUUAAUUAGUGAACUCAUUUGGCAUUGUGUUGAAUUUGUUAAAAGUUAUGGAAGUUGCAUUUGAAACACAGUUCUCCGAUAUGUAAACUUUCUAUUGUACACUGGUAGGGAGUUGUGGUAUUACUCCUCAUGCGCUAGUAUCCCAUUUGGAAUAGGAUUAGAGUUUUGUGCAUGAGAAUUAAAUGCUCUAUUAAUCAUCUUGUUAUGCAGCGUAGUAUUUAAUUUGAUAUCACCAGUCGGGAUUCAUAAAGUUUUCCCAGGCUUGCA